Molecule: messenger RNA, 1428 nt
Organism: Tripterygium wilfordii
Lineage: Eukaryota; Viridiplantae; Streptophyta; Magnoliopsida; Celastrales; Celastraceae
Product: thioredoxin-like 1-1, chloroplastic
Exons: 4
Coding region: 148-1032 (294 amino acids)
Biological process (GO): cell redox homeostasis
Source: RefSeq, a predicted model, not a curated record
AUCGUUCAAACGAAAAAGCAAUUCUAAGUCCAGUCCAAAACAGAGAGAGAGAGAGAGGCUUUUUUUGCGUAUUUUAUGAUCUGGGUUUGUCGGAAAAACGUUGUCUUUUGAUAUCUGGAAGCGAAAAAUACUGUUUUGUAAGGAUAGAUGGCAACGGAGGUUUUGAGUAAAGCAAAUCUGUUGGCUUCUCCCCACCAAUACAAUCCGGAUCGAAGAAGAAAUGGUGUUCCUGGUUUAGCGAAAAGUUGUAACUUUAGUGGGUUUUCGUCUCCGAAGGUGAAACCCUUACGGUCGCAGACGGCGUCGUUCCUCCACAGCGAUUUUCAUGGAGAGAGGGUUGUUCGAUUGGGAAAUCAAGGGAAUCCUAAGCGAGGACAGUUUCAAGUUUCCAUUUCUGCACAGAGCGGUCUAAUUGGAAAAGCUCAUAAAUGGUGGGAGAAGGGGCUGCAACCCAACAUGAAAGAGGUUACUUCUGCUCAAGACCUUGUGGAUUCCCUUUUGAAUGCAGGUGACAAACUUCUUGUUGUUGAUUUUUUCUCCCCUGGUUGUGGUGGAUGCAAAGCUCUUCAUCCCAAGAUAUGUCAAUUUGCAGAGAUGAACCCAGAUAUUCAGUUUCUGCAGGUGAAUUAUGAGGAGCACAAAUCCAUGUGUUAUAGCCUCCAUAUUCAUGUCUUGCCCUUUUUCUGGUUCUACAGAGGAGCUGAUGGCCAUGUAUGCAGUUUUAGCUGUACUAAUGCCACGAUCAAGAAAUUCAAAGAUGCAUUGGCCAAAUACAACACAGAUAGUGUCAGCACUGGGCCUGCCAAAGGGCUGGAGGCGAAAGAGCUUGUAGCAUUGGCUGCUAACAAAGAUCUCAACUUUACAUAUACACCAAAAGCAGAUCAACCAGAGGCACCCCGAGAACUGGAAGUGGUGCCGGCAGAAGUAACCAUUUCUCAUUCAGAUUCAAUGAUCCCCACUCAUCUCCCAUCAGCAAUUCUAAACUCUCCCAAGGACGUUGAGGAGAAAACUUUGGUAACUGCCGUAAUAUAAUUUGGUUAGUUCCAACCAUCACCAUUAUCUUCCCUAUACCCCCCUUGUACAGGAAUACGCUACAAUCUUCCAUGUAAUGUUGAUGUUAUAGAUGAGCAAGCUUGUAAGACUUUUGAGUCGAUAGAGUUGCAGGCUGUAGGAUUUUUUUUUUGGAUCCUAGCCUGAUAGCGAGGUUGUUUGAAGAGCAGAUAUAUUAUACAUAGCUCUCACUUCUGUUUUUGGGGUUGCUCGUUCAUGUAGGAAGGAAGCCCCCUUUGCUGUUGUAAAAAUCCCGUCUUUCUAUCCAUUAACGAAGAUCAUAUUUAUGUCAAAAUUUUCAUGCUUUGGGUAGCAGACUGGAUCAAUGUAUUUGGUAUAUGUCAAUGAUAGAAUAUGAUGUCUUCUUGCACUCUUUAA